Messenger RNA from Saccharomyces paradoxus, 2076 nucleotides. RefSeq names its product NADPH--hemoprotein reductase (gene NCP1). Gene Ontology annotation, molecular function: NADPH-hemoprotein reductase activity; FMN binding; flavin adenine dinucleotide binding. Gene Ontology annotation, cellular component: cytosol. The transcript has a single exon. Lineage: Eukaryota; Fungi; Ascomycota; Saccharomycetes; Saccharomycetales; Saccharomycetaceae. Bases 1 to 2076 code for a protein of 691 amino acids. The record is from RefSeq and is a predicted model, not a curated record.
AUGCCGUUUGGAAUAGACAACACCGACUUUACUGUCCUGGCGGGGCUAGUGCUUGCCGUGCUACUGUACGUAAAGAGAAACUCCAUCAAGGAACUGCUGAUGUCCGAUGACGGCGAUAUCACAGCCGUUAGCUCGGGAAACAGAGACAUUGCUCAGGUAGUGACUGAGAACAACAAAAACUACCUGGUAUUGUAUGCGUCGCAGACUGGGACUGCCGAGGAUUACGCUAAGAAGUUUUCCAAGGAGCUGGUGGCCAAGUUCAACCUAAACGUUAUGUGCGCAGAUGUUGAAAACUAUGACUUUGAGUCGCUAAAUGACGUGCCCGUCAUUGUCUCAAUCUUUAUCUCUACAUAUGGUGAAGGUGACUUCCCCGACGGGGCGGUCAACUUUGAAGACUUUAUUUGUAAUGCCGAAGCGGGUGCACUAUCGAACCUGAGGUAUAACAUGUUUGGUCUGGGAAACUCUACUUACGAAUUCUUUAAUGGUGCCGCCAAGAAGGCCGAGAAGAAUCUCUCCGCCGCAGGCGCUACCAGACUAGGUAAGCUCGGUGAAGCCGAUGAUGGUGCAGGAACCACGGAUGAAGACUACAUGGCCUGGAAGGACUCCAUCCUGGAGGUUUUGAAAGACGAGCUGCAUUUAGAUGAACAAGAGGCCAAGUUUACGUCUCAAUUCCAAUACUCUGUGUUGGAAACAAUCACCGACUCCGUGUCGCUUGGUGAACCCUCUGUACACUAUUUGCCCUCGCAUGAAUUGAACCGCAAUGCGGACGGCAUUCAAUUGGGUCCCUUCGAUUUGUCUCAGCCUUUCAUUGCUCCCAUCGUUAAAUCUCGCGAACUGUUCUCUUCGAAUGAUCGUAACUGCAUCCACUCUGAAUUUGACUUGUCUGGCUCUAACAUUAAAUACUCCACUGGUGAUCAUCUUGCUGUUUGGCCCUCCAACCCAUUGGAGAAAGUCGAACAGUUCUUAUCCAUAUUCAACUUGGACCCUGAAACCAUUUUUGACUUGAAGCCAUUGGACCCCACCGUUAAAGUGCCCUUCCCAACACCAACUACUAUCGGUGCCGCUAUUAAACACUAUCUGGAAAUUACAGGACCUGUGUCGAGACAACUGUUUUCGUCUUUGAUUCAGUUCGCCCCCAACGCUGACGUCAAGGAUAAAUUGACGUUGCUAUCCAAGGACAAGGACCAAUUCGCCGUCGAGAUAACCUCCAAGUAUUUCAACAUUGCAGACGCUUUGCAUUAUUUGUCUGAUGGCGUCAAAUGGGACACUGUCCCCGUGCAAUUCUUGGUCGAAUCCGUUCCCCAAAUGACUCCUCGUUACUACUCUAUCUCUUCCUCUUCUCUAACUGAAAAACAAACUGUUCAUGUUACCUCCAUUGUGGAAAACUUUCCUAACCCAGAAUUGCCCGAUGCUCCUCCGGUUGUUGGUGUUACCACUAACUUAUUGAGAAACAUUCAAUUGGCUCAAAACAACGUUAACAUUGCCGAAACCAAUCUACCUGUUCACUAUGAUUUAAACGGUCCACGUAAUCUACUCGCCAAUUACAAAUUGCCCGUUCACGUUCGUCGUUCCAAUUUCAGAUUGCCUUCCAACCCUUCCACUCCAGUUAUCAUGAUUGGCCCAGGUACCGGUGUAGCCCCAUUCCGUGGGUUUAUCAGAGAGCGUGUUGCAUUCCUCGAAUCACAAAAGAAGGGCGGUAAUAACGUUUCACUAGGUAAACAUCUGUUGUUUUAUGGAUCUCGUAACACUGAUGAUUUCCUGUACCAGGACGAAUGGCCCGAAUACGCUAAGAAAUUGGACGGCUCAUUCGAAAUGGUCGUGGCUCAUUCCAGGUUACCCAACACCAAAAAAGUUUAUGUUCAAGACAAAUUAAAGGAUUGCGAAGACCAGGUGUUUGAAAUGAUUAACGACGGUGCAUUCAUCUACGUCUGUGGUGAUGCAAAGGGUAUGGCCAAGGGUGUGUCAACUGCAUUGGUUGGCAUCUUAUCCCGUGGUAAAUCCAUUUCCACUGACGAUGCAACAGAGCUAAUCAAGAUGCUCAAGACUUCAGGCAGAUAUCAAGAAGAUGUUUGGUAG